AUGCCGGCCGGCAGCAGGAGACGACGAGAUGUAGACGACGACGCCGAUGACGACGACCAGCGACCGCGCCAGCGAAGGACACGCGAGAGCUCCGUGCAGGAAGACGCAGACGCAGACGCAGACGCAGACCCAGAUCCAGACCCAGACCCAGAGGAAGCCGACGAUGAUGGUGCAGACGUCUCGCGCAGCGGCGCCGAACCCACGGGCGACCAGCAGCUCGCCAAGAAGCUGAUCCGCUACGCCAUGGCCCUGCGACUACGCCCGCCAGCCCAUCCGCAGAGACGGCAUCAAGGGAGAGGGUUCUCGCCGACCAGGGGCCAUCCAAGACGCCAGACGCCGAGGCGAGGCGGCUACGUCGCCUUCUACACCCUCCUCACGACCAUCAUCCUGCUCAGCGGCGGCGAGCUCAGCGACGCCAAGCUGCGCCGCCACCUGCACCGCCUCAACGCCGAGGACAACGUCGGCACCGAGCCGACCGAGGACGUGCUGAAGCGCAUGCAGGCGCAGGGCUACGUCGUCAAGCGCGUGCAGCGCGACGUCGCGAGCCAGGCCCACGACGCCCUCGAGAACACGACCUGUGAGCCCCACGUUCUACCGUGA
This is a messenger RNA of Verticillium alfalfae VaMs.102, 600 nucleotides long. RefSeq lists its product as hypothetical. The transcript is spliced from 4 exons. The coding region runs from base 1 to 600 and encodes 199 amino acids. NCBI's taxonomy places the organism in Eukaryota, Fungi, Ascomycota, Sordariomycetes, Glomerellales, Plectosphaerellaceae. The record is from RefSeq and is a predicted model, not a curated record.